This is a messenger RNA of Caenorhabditis angaria, 1613 nucleotides long. The record is from the annotation of a GenBank genome assembly. Lineage: Eukaryota; Metazoa; Nematoda; Chromadorea; Rhabditida; Rhabditidae.
AUGGAAGAAGAUUCACGGGAGAAGGCAUUCCGUUUCGUCGCCUAUUCGGCCGUCUCAUUUUCACUAAUUGCACUAAUUAGCGUGUUCGUCACACUGCCUUUGGUCAACAAUUAUAUUCAUUCGGUGCAUUUGCGUGUGCAUGAUGAGAUGCAAUUUUGCAAGGUGAGAACGCUGUUUUCUGCGAUUUUCAGCGAUUCCAUGAGUUUCAGCACAAAAUUGUGCUCCAGAAACUUUGAAAGCGACUUUUCAAAAAAAAUUGUGCCAGAAAUUCCAAAAAAAAAAUGGAUCAACCUUAGGUUACUGUAGAAAAAUUGUUGCUCAUGUUAAGGGGUUUUUCAUUUUCUGACAAUCAUUGCUCAUAUUAUAUUCUUCAAAACAUCGUUUUUUUCAUUGCUCAUAUUUAGAGUUAGACUAAUUUUUAGGGUUGCUCAGAUUAGCUUUGAACUAGAGAAAUUACAAAUUUUGUUCUAAUGAGUGAUACAUUGCUCAGAUUAAGCUUAGACUUUCAAGCCUGGGCUUUGAAGCAUACAUUGCUCAUAUUAAGCUAGAAUUUAGUCUGUAAAGUUCCUGAAAGUUAGUAGAUUCUCUAGAAAAUCCUAAAAAAAAUUUUGUUGAAAAUCAGACUUUCAGGAAUUUUAAAAAUUGAAAUUUUUCAAAAAAAAUAUAGAUUGCUCAGGUUAUACUUGAAAUAGGGUCAAGAUUUUCAACUGAAAGUUCUAAUUUGCCACGUCAUUGCUAAGGUUAAGGUUAAGGCUCAGAUCUCUAAGCCUAAGCCUAAAAGCUCAGAUCUCUAAGCCUAAGCCUAAGCUCAGAUCUCUAAGCCUAAGCCUAAGUCUAGCCCAAUUUUGCUACAGGGUGACAACAAAUUAUUUUUGCAGCUCUCCGCACGUGACGUCAUGAUGGAGAUGCACAAUUUCCGUGCCACACCCCAAAAGAAUCUCCCCUUCUUCCUCCGUCGCUCCUCCAACGAGACCGCGCAUCGCCAGAAGCGUCAAGCCACGUGCCAGGGUUGCUGUCUGCCGGGCCUCCCAGGCCCCGACGGGCCACCGGGUAAAAACGGUUCGCCAGGUCGCCCGGGAGCUCCGGGCGCUCCCGGCUUCCCGGGACGCCCACCAGCGGUUUGUGAGGAGGUCACGGAGCCGCCGUGCACACCGUGUCCACCGGGAGAGCCAGGACCACCAGGUCCACCGGGAGACGCCGGAAAUCCAGGGCAGACUGGACAUCCGGGAAGAAAUGGAAAUGACGGAGGUGUGGGACCACAAGGACCACCCGGACAGCCUGGAAACAAUGGGGAAUCUGGAAGAGAUGGGCCACGCGGAGAACCGGGAAGACCAGCCAUCUCCACACCAGCACUACCAGGAGACCCGGGAGCACCAGGAGAGCCAGGACCACCAGGCCUACCAGGAGAUGGCGGACAAGCCGGGCGACCUGGAAACGACGGAGCACCCGGGCCACAAGGACCACCGGGACCCGCAGGACUUCAAGGACAAGCCGGACAAGCUGGGCCACAAGGGCCGCCCGGACAACCGGGACCACAAGGAGAACGCGGAAUUUGCCCCAAGUAUUGCGCGCUGGAUGGCGGUGUUUUCUUUGAGGAUGGAACUCGGCGAUAA